UGAUGAUGAGCGAGGAAGGUAACACUCUGAAAUCAUGGCACAGUUCAGAUUUCAAACUGACACACCUGGAAUCAGCUCAGAGCUAAUCACCUGCAGUCAGGUGAAGUUCAGCAUGAUGCAGACAGACCUCUGAGGCUGUAGGCUUGAAUUUAGGCUGUCAGAGCAGAGCACGUGCUCUGUGAUGUCAGGAGGUUCACUUACCAUCAGCAACGUGCCCCACAACCACUUCCUGUUUUACAUCUUCUCUACAUUUCCAUCAUCACUCAAGGAACCGUUAUGAGAAACUGUAGUAACCUGAUUUAUUAGCUGACAGACUGAUGUCAGUCGGGCUGGAUAAAAUUCUUUAAAAUCCAUUAGACGUUUCAGUUUGAAGCUUGAAUGUCAGUGAGGGGCAGCACUGAAGCCUUCCUCUGUCCUCCUGUCUCGUGCUGAGAUAUUGGUCGAGACCCGGACACUCUGAAGCUCUUCAGUGGUGGACAGUGCUCUGGACCUGCUGAGAGAACUGAAGAGCAUCAAGAUGUCUCUGGAGACGCUGCAGUCUACCAGAGUGGGUAUGUCGGUGAACGCUGUGAGGAAACAAAGUUCAGACGAAGAAGUUCAGACUUUAGCCAAAACUCUCAUCAAGUCCUGGAAGAAACUGCUGGAUGGUUCAGAGGAGAAGAAAAAGGACAGCUCUCCAGUGAGGUCUUCAUCCACCUCCAAGGAUUAUGGCAGCAGUGAAAAAGGCAGUAAAUCUUCUGAGGGGCCCCCGUCCACCCCCACUUCCCCAACUACCACCACCCUCUCUCAGGUCACCUCCUUCCCCCCUGCCCCCGUAACCACGGACUGCGUGAGAAGCAAGUGUCGAGAGCUGCUGGUAGUGGCGCUGCAGACGGACGAUGACCAUAAGGCCGUCAGAGUGGACUGCGAGCACCUGGCGGCUCAAAUCGAAGAACAGAUCUUCCAGGAGUUUAAGUCGACAGACAUGAAAUAUAAAACCCGUCUACGAAGUCGAAUCUCCAACCUGAAAGACCAGAAGAACCCAGAACUGCGCCGCAACGUACUGUGUGGAAACAUCUCGCCACAUCGCAUCGCCUGUAUGACCGCUGAGGAAAUGGCGAGUGCAGAGCUGAAGCAGAUGAGAGAGGCUCUGACAAAAGAGUCGAUCAGAGAGCAUCAGCUUUCCAAGGUCGGAGGAACUGAGACGGACAUGUUUAUCUGCAGCAAGUGUCAUGGAAAGAGCUGCACGUACACGCAGGUGCAGACCCGCAGCGCCGAUGAGCCCAUGACCACUUUUGUUUUGUGUAACGACUGCGGCAACCGAUGGAAGUUCUGUUGAAGAAAACUCAGCCGUUUGUUCUUCUGUCAAGAAGCAAAUUGAAGUUAUUGAAAUUGAUUUUUUUCUUUUUUUUUGGUGUAAUUUCUUUUUAUAUAUCAAACUAAAUGCUGCAAUGUAUUUGGAGAGAUAAAAGCCAGCUGAUGUUGUCCAUUGGUUGAAUUGGUUUUGUAUUGAUGACUGAGACUUACUUUCUGAAGACGCUUGAGCCAGAUUCAAAUCACAGCUCAUAGUGUGUCUUUCUUUGCCAUGAUGUGCUGAACAUAUUAAAGCUGCUCUUGGAUGAA
Pelmatolapia mariae (spotted tilapia) is the source of this 1602-nucleotide messenger RNA. It is a transcript of the gene tcea2, whose product is annotated as transcription elongation factor A (SII), 2. Gene Ontology annotation, molecular function: zinc ion binding; nucleic acid binding. The transcript has 10 exons. Gene Ontology annotation, biological process: transcription elongation by RNA polymerase II; DNA-templated transcription. Gene Ontology annotation, cellular component: nucleus. Bases 518 to 1318 code for a protein of 266 amino acids. The record is from RefSeq and is a predicted model, not a curated record. Lineage: Eukaryota; Metazoa; Chordata; Actinopteri; Cichliformes; Cichlidae.